Molecule: messenger RNA, 1777 nt
Organism: Labeo rohita (rohu)
Lineage: Eukaryota; Metazoa; Chordata; Actinopteri; Cypriniformes; Cyprinidae
Product: rhamnose-binding lectin
Exons: 12
Coding region: 198-1145 (315 amino acids)
Molecular function (GO): carbohydrate binding
Source: RefSeq, a predicted model, not a curated record
CCGGACUCUCAUUAGGAUUUCUCAGUUUUGGUUUGCUUGUAAUAGUUUUUCCACUGAACAUACUGUGGUGUUUUAUGGAACAAGUUUGAGGUGUUGAAACUUCUUGUUUUUCACAGCUUCUGACACAACAGGAAGAGGAUGAUGAAGUUUGAAAAGUUUGAUGAAGGUUGCAUUUGAUCAUCAGAGACAGCCGAACCAUGUUCUCUCUCAGUGUCCUCCUGCUUACCUUGAUGCUUCUGAACUUCAAGUUGCUGAUAUCUGCAGAGACUGUAGUUACAUGUGAUGGCCCAUUUGUCCAGCGUCUCAUUUGUGAUACUGGUGUGAUCAGUGUACAAUCAGCGACGUUUGGCCGCACAAGCAGCCUGAUUUGCAGUGCUGGACGACCACCAUCUGAAAUAUCUAAUACUCAGUGUUCAAUAGAUGUCCCUGCAGUCUCUAAACGAUGUAAUGGACUGAGACAGUGCGAGAUAGACGCUCAAGGACUUGCACCAAGAGAUCCAUGUGUUGGCACUUACAAGUACUACACUACCAACUACAUUUGCAUUCCAGCAGAAACAAGUGUGAUUUGUCAUGGUGGAUACGGUUAUUUGAAAUGUGAAUAUGGUAAGAUUCAGAUAAAUACUGCAAACUAUGGACGUACAGAUAAAACCACCUGCUCUGAAGGACGUCCAUCCAGUGAGCUCCAAAACACCAACUGCUAUUCACCUAAUGCACUGUCUCCUGUGUCCAAAAGCUGCAAUGGCCUGGAAAGUUGUGAGGUGUUUGCGACACAUACAGUCUUUACUGAUCCCUGCUUUGGCACAUACAAGUACCUCGCAAUCUCUUAUUUUUGCCUCCCACCUGGAGUUCGUUCAAGUUUGGUCUGUGAACAUGAGACGAGUGUCCUGAAUUGUGAUGAUGGGACUAUCAUAAGCAUUCAAAGCGCUAACUACGGCCGAACCGAUGGCAGCACAUGCUCUACUGGACGACCUGCUCCUCAGCUUGCCAAAACUGACUGCUACGCCUUAAAUACACAGACAGUAGUCGCUAGUGGAUGUGAAGGGAAGAACAGCUGCUCCAUUUUAGCCUCCAACAGUGUCUUCUCUGAUCCAUGUGGCGGCACAUUCAAGUACCUGUACAUCUUGUACACCUGCGAGUAUAAGUAGAACGACAGCUGGUGUUGUGGAUUUGGCUUCUUCAGUUCUCUAUCAGCAUCUCCUCCACUUUAAAUACACUGAAACUAAAUCUAUUUCUUAAUUGUUAGCACUUGUUAUAUGGUAUUUUCCCAUACGUAUCUUUCUCUUGUAAAAAUAUGGCAAAAAGAAUAAUGGUAGAAUACUAGUAUGCUAAUUAAAAUUCAGUCUUUGUGUGUGGAUGAAAUCACUGGCUGAGACUUUUGCGAAAAGCUUGGAUCCUAAUAUAAUAAAUAUUUUGUACUGUGGACCUUGCUUGUACACUCUGCAAACACUUUGCAAAUCACCAACUUCACUGUCAAUGUGUUGAAUUUUAACAAACAAACACAUUCCACAAACAAUUAUAACUAAUUCAAUCACCAUUUUUUAUAACUAGAAAAGAUCAUACAGUGUACAGUUACACAGAUCAGUUAAUAUUCAAGCAACAGCUUUCUCUGUUGUGGUGACAAACUUGUCAUUGCUUAUACGUGUUAUUAACCUGUUGUUGUUUAGAAGUCAAUAGUCAAUAUCUUUUUACUGAUUGGAAAACAUAGGAUUUAACCUGAACACUUGGAUAAAACUAAUGUGCACAAAAGUAAAACACUGACUCUAUGACUUUCUAGAUU